This is a messenger RNA of Didymodactylos carnosus, 737 nucleotides long. The record is from the annotation of a GenBank genome assembly. Lineage: Eukaryota; Metazoa; Rotifera; Eurotatoria; Philodinida; Philodinidae.
GGCGUCACGACAAGCAGUUUCGUUUUUUUUACAGGCCGAUAUUUCUCUCUCAUGGAGAGUUCUUGACCUAGGCAACAGAUAAAAAAAUUUAACUGCAUUUUAGACGAAACUAUUUUAACUAGAAGUAUAAAACUGAUGUCUGUCCAUUUUCAUCUACCGCCCUCUAUCAAAUUCUCUACAUAUGUUUGCCCUGAGACGCUCUUUGAGAGGAUUUUACAUCAGUUUUAUACUUCUAGUUAAAAUAGUUUCUUCUAAAAUGCAGUUAAAUUUUUUUAUCUGUCGCCUAGGUCAGGAACUCUCCAUGAGAGAGAAAUAUCGGCCUGUAAAAAAACGAAACUGCUUGUCGUGACGCCAUAGAUGUGUGUUUCUAUUCAACCAUACUUCCGCCAUUUUCACUGACAUGUAUAUGGGUCUGAUUUGACAUUUCGUUAAUCAAGUCUUAGACCAAGAUGACGACGAUAUACAUAAAAUAUAUGAACGAAACGGUAUAAAUUAUUUUAUAAACAAGAAAGAAAGAAAUAUAAAGUAGUCAUCCAUUUCUUUCAAUUAUUCUUAAGCGUUCUAUUAUAAAAUUCGAAACGUAUUUUGGUAAUCAUCGUGGUGAUGCGAGUGUUGUUUUAAAUGAAUUAGGUUUUUAUAAUGGACGUACACUAUGCAAAGCGAAAUGGAAUAUUGCAGAUUCAUUAAAUGCUAUUUAUUCAAAAUUAAACAAUAAAGGCACAUCGUUAUAUAAAUAA